AUCCCGCUGUGAGGGCAUUGCGUCACCCACAGUACGGUAUGUAACGAAUAAUCUUCAGUGUUAAUCAGCUAUUCACUACAACUAAUCCACGUGUUUCAAGUUUAAAUAUAUAUAUGUCUGCACGCUGCGUCGCGCGAUAUACACUGGUUAGUAAGCGUGACGUCACGCGGAAGCUAAACAUAAAUAAACAACACGAUUUCCAGCUGACGACAGAACACUUCACGAAGCAGGAUGAAGCCGCGGUCUAAAAUUUACGUGACAUCAGACGUUCCACAGACAUGUUUGGACACCCUACUCCAGGUGGCAGAUAUCUCGAUAUGGGAGAGUUCGGACCCCGUCCCUAGGGGAGAACUGUUAAUCGCGGUACGGGGCGUAGAUGCCCUGCUCUGUACGAGCUCUGAUAUAAUUGACAAGGAUGUAAUAGACAGCGCUGGGUCUUUUUUACGUGUGGUGGCCACCAUGAGUGAAGACACUCACCACAUCGAUGUGGGCGAGUGUCGGAGACGGAGAAUAGAAGUAGUGACCUUGCCAAAAAUUUCCAAAGACACUGUGGCUAACCUAACCAUGGCUCUUCUCAUUCAAACCAUGGGAGAACAAGUUGGUGUAAUUGACUGUAACUUCAACGUUGACCAGGACAAGUCACCUCUGGCGGGCAAGAUCGUGGGCAUCAUCGGGUACGGUUCUGUUGGAAAAACCGUGGCUGAACGCUUUUUAGAGAUGGGUGUCGGGAAAUUGCUGUACAGUGAUCUCCAUCCCACAGAAAAUCCCGAACCCAGGACAGAGUCUGUGAACUUUGAACGACUUGUUUCGGAAUCAGACAUUGUGUGCAUUUGUUGUAAAGCAAUGAAGAAUGCGACACAUCUCUUCCAAAAAGACGUUUUCAAGAAAAUGAAGAAGGACGCAAUUUUGCUCGACAGUUACUCGAAAGGACAGGCGAUAAACUACUCUGAUCUUUACAGUGCUUUGAGAGAGAAUAAAAUCUAUGCCGCGGGACUUAAUGUGAGGGACAUCAAUCAGAUCCAUCCAUACAAGACAAAUCUGUCCGCGCUGCACAACUGUUACUUUUUCCCAUUCAGGGAGUGCAAUCAUGUUUGGGACAUGCGCAGUGCCGCAUCAGCGUCAAUCGCGCGCAGUGUCGCCGCAACAUUACGGGUACGUGACAAUCAAAGUGCGGAGGUAUGCGAGAGGUAAUUGAAGAAGUUGAAAGUCACGUGACGAUAUUCUGUUUUUUUACGACAACGGUGCUUUUUUCACUUUGAAAAGUGUCUGUACGGCAUAUUGCUACAAUUUGUAAAUAACUAGAAUCUAUCUCAGUCACCUGUGUACUUGUAUUUUGUUAAUAUGAACUGUUUUAUUUUUAUAUGAAUUGUAAUAAAUGUUUGAUGAUCUUUUC
Messenger RNA from Ostrea edulis (European flat oyster), 1393 nucleotides. RefSeq names its product glyoxylate reductase/hydroxypyruvate reductase-like. The coding region runs from base 232 to 1191 and encodes 319 amino acids. Gene Ontology annotation, cellular component: cytosol. NCBI's taxonomy places the organism in Eukaryota, Metazoa, Mollusca, Bivalvia, Ostreida, Ostreidae. The record is from RefSeq and is a predicted model, not a curated record. The transcript is spliced from 3 exons. Gene Ontology annotation, molecular function: glyoxylate reductase (NADPH) activity; hydroxypyruvate reductase [NAD(P)H] activity; NAD binding.